Messenger RNA from Sclerotinia sclerotiorum 1980 UF-70, 1047 nucleotides. RefSeq lists its product as hypothetical. The record is from RefSeq and is a predicted model, not a curated record. Lineage: Eukaryota; Fungi; Ascomycota; Leotiomycetes; Helotiales; Sclerotiniaceae. Gene Ontology annotation, molecular function: oxidoreductase activity. The coding region runs from base 1 to 1047 and encodes 348 amino acids. The transcript has a single exon. Gene Ontology annotation, cellular component: mitochondrion.
AUGGCUACCCCAGAUCUUCCAAAAACCAUCAAAUCCCUCAUCCAACCCGACAUCCACAGUCCCAAACUAAUCCUCACCGAAAUCCCUCUUCCUCUCCCCACCCCAGGAACAACCGAACAUCUCAUCCGCGUCCAAAGCACCUCUCCCUGCUCAGGCGAACUAACCUGGAGCGCCUCCAUCGCCCAAUACGCCGCCAUUUCCCCAGAAUACUCCAAAUACUCCUCCGCACCCAACCGCUUACAAGUCCCCUGCUACGAUCUCUCCGGCACCGUGAUCCUCGCACCAGACAACUCACCAUUUCCCGCAGGCACAGAAAUCUACACUCGAACUUCAUUCGCGAGGCCCGGAAACGCGAGGGAAUAUACAAUUGCGUUGCAAGAGGAGCUUGCGCGGAAACCGAAAAGUUUAUCCUGGGAUGAAGCGGCUGCUAUUCCGCUAAGUGCGUUUACGGCGUGGCAGGCGCUGUUUGUGCAUGGGGGGGUUAGGUGUGUGUAUGCUGAUGAUGUGAAGGUGGAGAAUGGGGAUCGGGUGAUUGUUGUGGGGGCGGCGAGUGGAGGGGUGGGUGUGCUGUGUGUGCAGUUUGCGAGGGCGGCGGGGGUGGGUCAUAUUGUGGGGGUUUGUUCGGGGGGGAAUAGGGAGUUAGUUAGAGGGUUGGGGGCGGAUGAGGUGGUGGAUUAUAGGAAGGAGGGGUUAGGGGAGUGGGCGAAGAGGAGGGGGUUGAAGGUUGAUUUGGUGGUGGAUAUGGUUGGAGGGAAGAGUUUGGAGGAGGCGUGGAGGAUUUUGGGGAAAGGGGGGAGGGUGGUUAGUGUUAAGGAAGAUCCGGGGGUUAGGAGACCGGAAGACGGGGUUGCGGAGGGGGUGGAGGGGAAGUUUUUUGUUAUGGAGCCCGAGGGGUGGCAGUUGGAGGAGACGGCGAAGUUGAUUGAGAAGGGCUUGGUUAGGGCCGUGGUGGAUAGUGUUUGGUCGCUGGAAGAGUUUCAGAAGGCUUUUGAUGUGGUUGAGGGGGGACAUGCGAAAGGGAAGGUGAUUAUUAAGGUCAGGGAGUAG